AUUCAAGGAGUGGUCUAACAGCGGGUUUUCCCGCGACAGAGAGUGGCUAAUUCUGCGAAGGGGCUCAAAGGGAUUCCGGGGAACUGACUCGGCGCGAACUGCCCGGAAUAGCCCAGGCUCCGCGCCCACUCAAUUUCCGCACCUUCCCGCAUCCGCAUCCGGUCUUGAGGCCACGCUGGUGCACAUGCGCACACACGCCGACUUGUUCCCCAACUGAGGUGGGGUCUACGAGGCGGAGCUGAGCUGAGCUGCCUGGGCUAUGAGGUCAUUCCUGGAGGCGUGGCGUGUACGACCCCGCCUUUCGAUGUUCCUCCCCCAAUGAGACCAGAGCCAGAUCCUGGCUGUCUACGUUUCAGUGUUAACGGUUGCGGCGCGAACCCAGAUCCCGGCGCACGCGCACACGCGCCUGGGGCGGUGGUUGGAGGCUACGGGCGCACAGGGUUCGGGGAGCUGGCUGGCGGGCGCGGCGAUGGGCGAGGCGGAUGCGGGGACGCCUUCUUUCGAGAUGACCUGGAGCAGCACUACAAGCAGUGGCUACUGCAGCCAGGAGGACUCGGACUCGGAGCUCGAGCAGUACUUCACGGCGCGUACCUCGCUGGCACGCAGGCCGCGUCGGGACCAGGACGAGCCUGUGGAGUGGGAGACCCCUGACCUUUCUCAGGCUGAGACUGAGCAGAAGAUCAAGGAGUACAAUAGCCAGAUCAACAGCAACCUCUUCAUGAGCCUGAACAAGGAUGGCUCCUACACAGGCUUCAUCAAGGUUCAACUGAAGCUGGUGCGCCCUGUCUCGGUGCCCUCUAGCAAGAAGCCACCCUCCUUGCAGGAUGCCCAGCGGGGCCCAGGACGAGGCACAGCUGUGAGGCGCCGCACCUCCUUCUACCUGCCCAAGGAUGCCGUCAAGCACCUGCAUGUGUUGUCACGCACACGGGCACGCGAGGUCAUUGAGGCCCUACUGCGCAAGUUCUUAGUGGUGGAUGACCCUCGCAAGUUUGCACUCUUUGAGCGGGCUGAGCGCCAUGGCCAAGUGUACCUCCGGAAGCUGUCAGAUGAUGAGCAACCCCUGCGGCUGCGGCUCCUUGCAGGGCCCAGCGAGAAGGCCCUAAGCUUUGUCCUCAAGGAGAAUGACUCUGGGGAGGUAAAUGUACCUGGGGAACAUCUAAUUUGGUUGCCUGUCUUCGAGGUGUCUUCAGCUGCCCUACUUUGUGGGGCCCAUCUUCUAUACAGAUCAUUGUCAAGAUUCCUAGCAGAGACCAUUCAGUGGGAUGCCUUUAGCAUGCCUGAGCUACACAACUUCCUGCGCAUCCUGCAGCGGGAGGAAGAGGAACACCUCCGCCAAAUCCUGCAAAAGUACUCCUAUUGCCGUCAGAAGAUCCAGGAAGCCUUGCACGCCUGUCCCCUGGGGUGACCUCUUGUACCCCUGGGUGAAAGGAGGAGAGUAGGCAGUGCCGAGGGCGUGCCGUGUGAGUGUGACAGGGCCCAUGUGGCCUGAAGAAUGAGUGUGCAUGGAGGCCCUCUCUGACUGGCGGAAUGAGCCCAGAGAACAGCAAAGGAGCUGGCCCCCUGUGUCCACCCACAGAGCAUGGCUCUGCAUUCUUCUGCCCUUUGUGCAGUGGGCCAUGGUGGGCCAGGGUUGCCCUGGGAAGCUGCUCCAGGCUUGCAGCAGGGAUAGAGCAGACAGAAGUCUCCUUACUUCGUGUCUCAGAUACUAGAAUCUUGGAGACCCUACAAACAGAAUAGGGUCAUGUUUUCAGGGAUGAAAUCUAUGGGCCUUCAUCUAUGGGGAAAAGUCGUAUGUUUUGGGUCUUGGAUGGGGUGUCAGGACAGCCGUAUUGGAGCCAAAGGCAGGUGUUCAAGGUAAGGCAGGCAUCAGGAAAGAGCCUAAGUUUCCCUCUACAGUGGCCUCUGUCUCAUACACACUGGGGUCAGGAAAUGCUGGCUCAUGGUGCAGCAACAGUGCCUCAGUACCUCCUCCAAGGAGGAUGUCCCUAGGCCAGGGUCUGUAUGAGUGUGGGCACUGGUCCAGGUCCGUGCCUUCUUUGCUAGAGCGAGGGUCUUUCCCUCAGUUAUUUUUGAUGAUGUGUGCGAAUGUAUGUAAUAUUUGUGGCCUCAGCUGCAUGCCUCCUGUGGGGAAGGGGGUGGGGGUGACAAUCAUCAUCAGGGCCUGGGGCCUGAGAAAAG
Messenger RNA from Hyaena hyaena (striped hyena), 2178 nucleotides. RefSeq names its product Ras association domain family member 1 (gene RASSF1). Gene Ontology annotation, biological process: Ras protein signal transduction. Gene Ontology annotation, cellular component: microtubule cytoskeleton; nucleus. Lineage: Eukaryota; Metazoa; Chordata; Mammalia; Carnivora; Hyaenidae. Bases 470 to 1405 code for a protein of 311 amino acids. The record is from RefSeq and is a predicted model, not a curated record. The transcript has 6 exons.